Messenger RNA from Pseudonaja textilis, 3072 nucleotides. The record is from RefSeq and is a predicted model, not a curated record. Lineage: Eukaryota; Metazoa; Chordata; Lepidosauria; Squamata; Elapidae.
AUGCUUACUGCUAUGCCUCGAGAUAUUAGAAAGAAAACAAUUUCUACAAAGGAAAUGCUACAAGUCAUGAAUGAUAUGGGGAAAAGAAUUUUGGAUGCUGGGGACUAUGAUCUCCAAGUUGCCAUUACUGAAGCAUUAUGCAGAAUGACGUCAGAAAAACAAAGAAGAGAGCUGGCAAUCCAGUGGUUUCCAAUGGAUUUUGUCAGCAGUGCAUUUAAACAAAUUAAAGAUUCUGAGUUUGAAACAGACUGCAGGAAGUUCCUUAACAAAGUUAAUGCCAUGCUUGGAGACAAAAGAAGGGUAUUUACCUAUCCUUGUUUAUCAGCUGCCCUUGGUAAACAUGAGCUACAGAUGCCAGCAGAUGAAAACCUUGAAGAAUGUUGGAUUGACUUUAACGUUGGUAGUAAAAGUAUAUCCUUUUAUGUUGCUGCAGAUGAUGAAGGUCAACAGUGGGAAACUGUGUGUAUACCAGAAGAAGAUGUUAGGACCUACAUAAUUGAAGAAAAAGAAAAAGAGAAAUUGUUAAUGGUACAUCUAAACAACCCAAUGUCAGUUGGUGCCCAGGAAGGGGAGAAAAUAAUCUUGCAUUUCGAUUCUGCAUUGGAAAUUAUGGAUGCAGUAAGAAAAGUUUAUGAAGCAUCAAAAUGUCAGGGGUUUACAAGGAAGAAUACUGUGUCAGUUGCAAAAACAACGGUACAUGUAGUUUUUGAUGAAAGUGGAUCACAGGUUCUUGUACCAGAAAGUCAGAUAUCACCUAUGAAAGAGAAAGAAUGUAAAUUACAGGAAGAAAAAAAUAGUUUCUCCUCUCAACAUCAAUAUCCUCAGGCAGAGAUAAAUCUAAGUAAAAAAACAACUGAGAUGGACUUCCAAACAGGACAAACCAAGACCACCCCUGGUAAAAGGAAAAUGUCUGAGGCAUCAAUGAUUGUGUCAUCCACUUCCAGGUUUUCUGUGCAGAGUCCAUUUCCUAUAAUUAAUACUUCAACUCCACGAAAAGGGAAGAUUAAAACCCCACUUCAGAUGAUGAGUUUAGUGGAAAGAAAUGAAGAUUUCUCAGUACCUGAGACAAGAGCUAUGAAGACUGGCCGAGAAGACAAUUGUGCACCUCUAUUUUCUGCAACCAAGGCUCUUAAUAGAAAUAAUUCUGUUGAGAAGAAAAUGAAAAAUAUAAUCUACAGUGAAGAAGAUCUAGAUAUUAAUGGAAAGCAAAGUUUAGAUGAGUUAAGUGAUAUUGUUCCUGAUUCCCAACCACCAAUAUACAAAAGUGACAAAUCAUUAUUGCCUGGCCUUUCAAACAAUUUUGUUGAUGAAAUUAAAACUCAGAAAAAAACAAAGUGCUGGAUACCUGAAACAGUAAUAACUCAAUGUCAACAUAUUACUGCAUCAGAAACUGCUAAUCGAAGUGACAGAGCUGCUAAGCAAAGAGCUUUUGCUUCAAUAUUUGAAAUGUCUUGUUCGGAGUUAAGAAAUAAACAGCAUUGCAGAGGCAAAAUCACAGAGGAACAACACAGCAAAACCAAUAAUAUACCAGAUUCACAAACCUGUUUUAAGCAUUUGGAUGAGAAAAUACCAAAAAGUAAAAGUAGAAAGAGUGUUUCCAACACAUCUGAAAUAUCACUUCCUGCUACCAAAAAGAAUAAUAGUUCUCUAACAACUUCAAGGCACUCCAAAUCAAUCUCUGAAAUGAAUGAUCAUGAUAUUAGAUUGAAUAUAUCACCUUCUGCAAAAGAGACUGCUAAUAAGAAAACUGAUCAAAAAACAAAAUCAAAAGAUGUUAUUGAAGCAGCAGAAAUGUUAAUAAGUAAAAUCAGCAAAAGAUAUAAAGAAAAGAAUGGCAUAAAAAAUACAUCAAAAGUGUGCCAGUCAUUUUCUGAUCGGAGUGAUGAUGUCUAUGACUUUAAUCGAAGUGGAUUUGAUGAACCUACAAUAAAGCUUGGAGGCAGGACAAAAAGAAACUACAAGCAUCUUUUUAGUGACACAGACACCGAAUAUAGAGGUGAUGAUACCAACACAGAAAUUAGCUGGUUAAGGGAAUCAAAUAGAAAGCCUAAACCUCAGCUCAAUGAUAACGGUGAUGGGGAAAGAACACUACUGACCAGAUCAACAAAACUCAGAAAAGCAGCACUAGCCAAAAAAUGUUACAAAGAACUCUCAAGUUCAGGGAUAGAGAGUGAAGAGGAAAUUUCUGAAUAUUUGCAUAAGAAGAACACUUCAAAUGAAUAUCCAGAACAUAAAAUCACAGCAAAAUCUAGAGCUGUUAAUCAACCCAAGAUACAACAACAUACAAUUGCCAGUGAGGCAGUCAGAGGAAAAUUGAUAAAUCAGCCCCAAAGAUCUACUAAAGCAAAAGAUGACAUGACAAAAAACCAAAUGGAAUUACCAUCAUCUCUUUCAUCUGGGAGUCCACCUUUCUCUGAGAUAAUGAGAUGUUAUGAGAAACAUACAGAAGAAUCUACUGAAGAGCACAUAUCAGUGAGAAGGUCGUCCUUAUCGUCCUAUCUUGAAGAAUUAACACCUGAAAAGGAGAAAUCACUAGAAAAUAUUAAAGAAGAUUUUAUUAUGGGAAAAAUUAAUUCAGAGAAUGAACUAUUGGAGGAUCUUCCUGAAAAGGGAAGAAAACUGGUAUUUGAAACGGAGGAUCUCUCACCUGUGAUAAGUCCGCUUUCUUUGGGUUCUUUAUCUCCAUUUCAAUUAACCACACCUUGCAGAAGCAGAGAAGAAUUACAGCAUGAAGAAUGUUUUACCGAUGUACAUGAAUCUGGACCUACAAUACAUCCUAAUUUCAAACGACUAUAUCAAGAAGAUACAGAAAAUUAUUCCGAUGAAGAAGAAAUCAGGAGGGAGGAAAGGAAAAUAAAGCUUAUCCCUAGAAAGUUAUUCAAAGCAGAUGAUAGUACUUACAGAGUAUCUGAAAACUUAUCUACAUUUUCUAUCCAUGAGACAUCUCCUUUUGAUGGGGAAAGCUGUUCAAAUGUAGAAACAAUUUGUCAGACGCUUCAUAAGGAAUUUGCUAGGAAAAUACAGAUCCAGACAGCUGGAAAAUCUUCAUUCCUGCCUCCUGAAAGAGCUUGA